Messenger RNA from Diceros bicornis minor, 6589 nucleotides. It is a transcript of the gene LAMP2, whose product is annotated as lysosomal associated membrane protein 2. The transcript is spliced from 9 exons. Gene Ontology annotation, cellular component: autophagosome membrane. Bases 161 to 1468 code for a protein of 435 amino acids. The record is from RefSeq and is a predicted model, not a curated record. Lineage: Eukaryota; Metazoa; Chordata; Mammalia; Perissodactyla; Rhinocerotidae. Gene Ontology annotation, biological process: protein targeting to lysosome involved in chaperone-mediated autophagy; autophagosome maturation; cellular response to starvation.
UUAUGACCCGCGCUCAAGCUCCUAUUCCUGGCUUUCGCAGCGUUGUGGUCGGUGGUCGGCGGAGCUCCUGCGCCAGUUCCGGGAGCCUUUUCACUGGUGUUGCUGCUCUUGUUGCUGCCGCUGCCGCCGCCGCCGCCGCCGCCUCCUGCUCUGCGGAAUCAUGGUGUGCUUCCGCCUCACCCCGGUUCCGGGCUCGGGGCUCGUUCUGCUCUUCCUCGUCCUGGGAGCUGUCUCAUCUUAUGCACUGGAACUUAAUUUGACAGAUUCAGAAAAAGCCAUUUGCCUUUAUGCAAAAUGGCAGAUGAAUUUCACAAUACGCUAUAAGACUACAAAUGAAACUUACAAAACUGUAACCAUUUCAGACCUUGGCACUCCAACAUACAAUGGAAGUGUUUGUGGGGAUAACCAGCAUGGUUCCAGAAUAGCGGUGCAAUUUGGACCUGGUUUUUCCUGGACUGUAAAUUUCACGAAGGAGGUGUCUGCUUAUUCAAUUGACACCAUCUCGUUUUCCUACAAUACUAGUGAUAACGCCACAUUUCCUGAUGCUGAAAAAAAAGAAAUUAAGACUGUUGAUGGCCAUGUGGCAUUGAAAAUUCCAUUGAAUGACAUCUUUAGAUGCAAUAGUUUAUCAACUUUAGAAAAUAAGGAUGUUGUCCAGCACUAUUGGGAUGUUCAUGUACAAGCUUUUGUCCAGAAUGGCACAGUGAGCACAAACGAGUAUCUGUGUGAGAAAGAUAACACUUCAACCACAGCGGCGCCCAUCGUUCCCACCACUGUGCCAUCUUCUACUACAACGCCAUCUUCUACUACAACACCAUCUCCUACUACGACACCAUCUCCUACUACAACGCCAUCUGCUACUGCAACGCCAUCUCCAAAGGGAAAACCAGACGUUGGAUCCUAUUGGGUUAAAAAUGGCAGUGAUACUUGUCUUCUGGCUACCAUGGGGCUGCAGCUGAACAUCACUCACGAUAAGGUUGCUUCGGUUAUUAACAUCAACCCCAAUGCAACUGGUUUCAGUGGCAGCUGCCAUCCUCAAACUGCUCUACUUCGGCUGAACAGCAGCAGCAUUAAGUAUCUUGACUUUGUCUUUGCUGUGAAAAAUGAAAACCGAUUCUAUCUGAAGGAAGUGAACAUCAGCAUGUCUUUGGCUAAUGGCUCUGUUUUCAGCGUUGCAAAUAACAACCUUAGCUACUGGGAUGCCCCCCUGGGAAGUUCUUAUAUGUGCAACAAAGAGCAGACUGUUUCAGUGUCGGGAGCAUUUCAGAUAAAUACUUUUGAUCUGAGAGUUCAGCCUUUCAAUGUGAAGGAAGCAAAGUAUUCUACAGCUCAAGACUGCAGUGCAGAUGACGACAACUUCCUUGUGCCCAUAGCGGUGGGAGCAGCCCUGGCAGGAGUACUUAUUCUAGUGUUGCUGGCUUACUUUAUUGGUCUCAAGCGCCAUCACGCUGGAUAUGAGCAAUUUUAGAACCUGCAAUCUGAUUGAUCAUAUAAAAAUACAUGUACAUAACAAGGUUUUCUUGCCUCUUGGCUUUGAAACACUUCGCUCUUUAAGAUUGAUAUGUUGAAACUUUAAUUCUUAAAUCAGUCCCAGCAUUUUGAGAUAAGUCUUUGCUAAUAAAAGCUUUGAUCAACUGAAAAUAAAAAAAAUCUUGUAUUUACUGGUCCUGAAGGCAAACUUGUUAGAAAGAACAUCGGUGCGCAAUGUUUUAAGGUCUAUCUUAAGAAGCUUUGGCCAAAUUUUGAUCCUAACCUCAGAUGCCUUAAACUUAUUAAUGUGGCCAUUAUGAGAAUAAAAUAUGUAGCUGUUUCUUAAUGGAAUUAAUAAAUAUUGUUUCACUACCGGUGUUCUGUUUCAAUGUAUAAGAACUGUCCUGAUUUAAACUCAUCCCUGUGCCUUUGCAUAUAGUUCAUUAAAUAAAUCUUGAUGUGGCAUAAAUGCCCAUCAGAUACACUCAGACUUGGUUUUCAGUUGAAUGUGCUCAGGACCAUCAGCAUUUUUUAGGUUAUGUGACUUUUGCUGAUACCUUUGAGUUCAAGCUAAGGAUGAAGUCAGUAUCUCAGGCUUGUGAUUUUUUCCUAGGUUAAAAAGCAGACCCAAGAGGACACAACAGAACUUAAACUGGCUUCAGAAUUAGAGUUUAAAAAAAAAUAUUUCUUUUUCAGCAAUAUAGACUGAAGAGAUUCAAGCAUAUUUAACCACUUGCCUUUUUUUUUCCUUGUGUUUUUCUCUUCUUUAGAUGCCUGAUUAGCACUGAAAGAUAGAAACAGUCUAUGAACUAAUUAGGACAGAUUGUGUUGUGUUUCUCUACCUCAUCUUGUUGAUCUCUAGAGCAUUAAAAUGUAUUUACUGUUGUCAUCAGACAGGUACUUAUGAAAUGUAAGCUAACAGCAAUCUCAGAAGGGAGGCAGUGAAGCAUAGCAACUAGCCUCUUGCUUCUUCAAAACGGCCCCUGUGGGGCAGAGCAUAGAUAGGGGUGUAGAGAGAAGCUGUUGGCAUUAAAAUGAACUAGAUCAGCCCCUGUUGAAGCAUACUCCAUGUUAUAAGUGCGGCACACAUAUAUUGAAUGUAUAACAGACAUAUAAGAAGGAAGCUUAAUAGACUUGAGAAGACGGUCACACUGAAGUGAUUAUUUUGUUAAUUCAUUCUAUGUGUAUACUGUUUUUUUCAGAAUUUCUGUAACUCACUGAUUGCAGGAUCUUAGUACCCAGCCAUCAGUCUCUGAAGGCUUUCAGUAAAAUAUAUAAAUCCUUUCAACAAAGGCUAACGUCAUCACUGAAAUUCGUAUUAUAUACUCGGAACCUUAGCAACUGUUAGCAACUAUAUUUCUAUUUUUAUGAAUGACAGAAGUGCAAGGGGAGGAAAAAAUAAAAUUAGAAGAAAAUGCAAGUUAUUAUUCAAUCAUAAAUUAUACCAAAUAGCACAUUUUGUUAAUUGCAUUAGACUUAUACUGGAAAGGACCCUAAAGAUUAUUUACUCUAACCCCAUAAUUUUACAGAAAGGGGAGUGACUUCACUGAGGUUAUGUAUCUAGUAGGCAACAAAACCAUUAUUAGCAUUUUGAUAAAAAUUGUCCCAAUGAAAUCUAGUUACUCACUGGUAAAACUAGUUUAACUUGAAAUUAUGAGUCAGAAUUGCACACUUUGAGCUUCUGUACUAACUACUUUCAAUAAAUAACACAUGAUACCAACUUCGUGUGCCUAAGUAUUCUUUAAAGUACUGAAUAUUGACUUUUGCAAUAAUACUACACUGAGACACUCCUAUUUUGAUCUCUUUGCUACUCCAAAACCUAAACCUCCUAGGAUGGGAUCACAAACAUGGGAGGAAAACAGAAGGGAAUGAACACUUGUUGACUACCUGAUGUGCAUCAAAUGCUUUAGAAAUAUAAUUGUAUUUAAUCCUCAAAUACCUUAUAAUAUAGGUAUUAUUAUCCCCCUUUUAACAGAUGAGGAAAGUGAAGCCUAGUUUAAAUAACUUGACCAAGGUCCUUUAGCCAAUAAUUGAAGGAGUCAAGAUUCAAACUCUGUUCUGUCUGAAUCCAUAGCUCAGAGUCUGCACUGCACACACUGCCCUCCUGGUGGUCCAGUGGAAUGGACUGCGAUGUAUUGGAUUCUGCUAUUGUUAUUCCAGGCCACUGCUCAGCUACAAAUGAUUAUAUAUGACCUGGUAGCUACCUAAUGCCUGAGUGAAAAAAAUUAUACUACAUUUUCUGGAUCCUAAGUCCUUUUUAACUUAAAUUUUAUUACUCAUACAGAAUUCUUAUUUAUAUUUUAAUGAUAGUUGUGGCAAGGGAGAGAGGGAGUGGGGAAGUAUGCAGGCAGUGGUUGUAAGUGUAGAUGAUAGAUAGCUCUUUUCCACGGUGCCAUUAGACAAGCACAGUUCUGUGUUUUGGACCCUUUCCUGUUCUUCCCUUAACUUCUGUUUUUUGUACUGAGGAAUUAGGUGUGAUUUGAGAUGAAGUGAUAUUGAGAGAUAUAGGAGAAUCAGUUGCUUAGAAAUAUUUGGGUGGAUAUAGAGAAAAUAAGAAAAUCGGGGUAAUGCUACAAAAGACUAAUCUAUGUACACUUUCAAAAUGCUUGUUUCUUGUUUGCUUGUUUCUGCUUAAUUGCAUCCCUUACUAAUUUCCUUUCUUUGCUUUUUGUCUGUUCUUUUCUAACAGCUGAAGAAUGUUCUGCUGACUCUGACCUCAACUUUCUUAUUCCCGUUGCAGUGGGUGUGGCCUUGGGCUUCCUUAUAAUUGUUGUCUUUAUCUCUUAUAUGAUUGGAAGAAGGAAAAGUCGUACUGGUUAUCAGUCUGUGUAAUCAAUUAAAUCUAGUGCUUUUUGUUUUUUGCCAUCAGAAGUUAUGUUUCCAUUGGUUAAAAGCCAGGAAAUGCUGUGCAAUUGAUUGUUUAAGAUAUGCAGACUAACCUCAGUGAGUUGCUAGCCAACUUGGGCAUGAGUAGCAAUUAUUUAAGAAAAAAUAUAUUAGGACCAAUUUUUUUUUCGAUUUUUUUCUUCCUUUCUUAAAAUGUAAUUGAAAGAAAAACUGUGGUGUAGAACUUUUUUUUUUUUAGUAAAUAAUGAUUUUAAGCCUCUGGAUUCAAUUAGGAAGAAUUUCUGCUGAAGUAUAAUUUUAUAUGUUGCAGUUACUUGUAUUUUGCUACUUUGACAUUAUUUGUAAAAUCAAAGCUGUUAGAGAAUUUAACUUGCUUCAGGAAAUAAAUUCAAGAACAUAAUGAACUCAUUUUCAUUGGUGGCAAACAUAAAAUUUGGUUUGUAAUAAGACUUCCUCUCCCUACCUCCUAAUCAGGAUUAUUUAAAUCUAUGUAGUGUUUUUCUGUUAGUUAAAAAAAAAAAAGAAAGAAAUGGCUUCACGAUAUUGUGUUUAAUAGCAAAAGUCUGGCUGUUUUCUUCAUUACAACUGUAUUUUAACAAGGAUGUCUCUUUUUUGCCUUCUGGAGUUUGAAUAUAUUAUCUCAGACUUGACAUUUCUGCUGAAGGAUGAAGUAAGAUCUUCAGCUUUUUUUUAAGGUGUUGAUAUAGAGUGGGUUAUGGUUUUUUUUGGGUUAUGAUUUUGAUUUUUUUUCCCUUGGAACCUUAACUUGUUCAGAAAGUUCAUUCAUCCUCCACUAAAAAAAGAACAAACAACAAAAAAACUUGUAUACUUUGUGUGCCUCUUGCGCUCUCCCAUUCCCUAUAUGAAUAAGUUCUAAUUGAUAUUUUUAAUGUAUUAAUUUCUUUUUUCUUGCAGCAGCAAGUGCUAAUUCUAGAGGCUAGUGGGCCCUGAAGUGUCAUCAGUCAGAUGGCUGCCUAGCCAAAGCUCUACCGGGAUUAUUCUGUAAAUUUGUUGAUCUUGAUAUAGACUUAUAUCCCUGUAGGGAUGUCUAAUGGCUCUGGCUUCUGGAGUAAGGUCAUACAGACCACUCAUCCCCUUGUCUGCUUGAUUGGCUAGGCUGCUGAAUUGCCCUUUGAUUUGGAAGCACAGUGUCGUAUUUCUCUAGGUCCCAAAUGGCUGCUUUGCACACCUGUUAUUAUCAUAAGGCAGAUGUUUAUCAAACUAUUUUAUCUCUAUAUGACUAAAACGAAAAGUUUCCAAAGAUCUCUGCUUUUACUUCAAAAUGUUCCAUGGAUUAAAAAAUUAAGCCUAAACCUUAAACAAAGUUAGUUUGUUAUUAAAUCUAAGGAUUAAGUCCCAAUCUACCUCUCAGCACAAUGCAGAUGCUCACCCCUGUAUUGCUGCCGUUAACUUAUGCCAGAACUCUUUGCCAAUCAUUGGAAUUAGAAAAAUUUUUUAAGAAGAAAGAAAAUUCAUCAAAAUCUUUCUUUACUAUUCUGUCUAUAUGUUCAUCUUGGAAGCAUAUAUUCCAAACUGGAGUAGAAAGUCAGAUUGCUCAGUUACAUCUUCCUUAGAACUCGCUAGCUCUGACUUGCAGAGUCAAGCUCUCCUCUAUUUGCUAAGUAUAUAAAGAAUGUUUUCUUUUAAAAUAUUCUCCUGUGAAAACAGUUGUUUAUUUGUUAUUUGGUCAAAAUGAUGGCACCAUAAAGAACAGUGGCUUCAUUUCAAUAAAUAUGUUUGAGAUGAAUGUCUAGAAACCAGAUUAUUUAAAUCCGCUUGUGACCUUACUAAGUAUGUGAAUUGGAAAUACAGAUAGAUUCAAAAUUAUGGGUUCAUUUAAAAGUUUUCUACCAUUUGGAUAGGAGACUAAUAUCACUAAUUCUUCAUUAGGUAUCAUGGCUGUAUCUUAAUUAGCAAACGUAUGUUUAAUUCUUCUUUGAGAAUUAAGAUUAAAAUACAAAAUAUUAACAGAGGGUUAAAACAAAAGCUGCUUCAACCCCAAUAAAAUACAGGAAGCCCCAAAUCUAUGACCUGAGUAUUCAAUUAGCUAUGCUCACUGAAUUCAUUUUUAUGUCAGUUCAAUAGUGGAUCAGACAGUAGGACCUUGAACUCAUGAAUAUAAAGAAUUGCUUUUCACUUAAGCCUUUUUGGAAGAACUGAUCCUUGCUGCUACCUAAAGUUUUGGAUAUAUCAAUUUAGUAAACUAAUAAUACCUGCAAAAUAAAGCAUACUGUGGUAUUCCUGUUUGAUCUGAUAUGUGUGGUUUUUAGAU